This is a messenger RNA of Neurospora tetraspora, 852 nucleotides long. RefSeq lists its product as uncharacterized. The transcript has 2 exons. The record is from RefSeq and is a predicted model, not a curated record. NCBI's taxonomy places the organism in Eukaryota, Fungi, Ascomycota, Sordariomycetes, Sordariales, Sordariaceae. Gene Ontology annotation, molecular function: protein binding. Bases 1 to 852 code for a protein of 283 amino acids.
AUGAGUCCCGAAACCCCUGAUCACAAGCCUGAGAAGAAGCAUAAGGAUGCUCAAGCAGAGCAAGAAGACGAUGAAUCCACCCAGGCCAACGUCAAGUUCUCACCUGAAGAAGAGGCUGCAACUGAGUCCAACACACACAAAGCAGAGGCAAACGCCCUCUUCACCUCGGGCAAAUACGAUGCCGCCAUCAACAAAUAUGAUGAAGCCAUUGCUGUUUGUCCAACCUACCUGGACUACCCCCUAGCCGUCUUGCGCUCCAACGUGGCUGCCUGCCACCUAAUGCUUGAGGAGUGGAAGGAUGCUGUCAAGCACGCCACCACAGCUCUGGACCUGCUUGACAAGCUAGAGCGGGAGGACAAGCUGGCUGCUGAGAAGGAAGAGAAGGAGAAAGACGAUGUGGAAGAGGAGAUUGUCAGUGCCGGUGCUGCAAAGGCUGGCCCUGCUGUUGCUGCCGCUGAAACUGAGGCUCAGAUUGCCCGCCAAAAGCGACAAGAGGACAUUGCCAGGAUACGGGCCAAAGCUCUGCUGCGCCGGGCUCGGGCAAGGAGUGAACUGGGUGGAUGGUCUACCCUCGAGGGAGCUAUUGAGGAUUACAAGAAGCUGUCUGCCAUGACCAACUUGACAGCUACCGACCGAAAGCUCGUCCAGGCGCAACUCAGAGCACUGCCGCCCCGGGCCAAGGCUGCUCAGGAGAAGGAGACUGCUGAGAUGUGGGGCAAGUUGAAGGACCUUGGGAAUGGGUUGCUUAAGCCAUUUGGUCUUAGCACUGAUCACUUCAAGAUGGUGAAGGAUGAGAAGACUGGCGGGUACAGCAUGAAUUUCGCAGGAGGUGGUGGCGAGGGCAAGAAGUGA